AUGACGUCCGAUGACCCGAAGGUAGUGGCCUAUGAGGUCGAGUCUCUCCGUAAAUUGGCAUUCUUCGGAAUCGCCAUCUCAACCGUUGCCACAUUGACUGCUAUCAUCGCGGUCCCCAUGCUCUACAACUACAUGCAACAUGUUCAGUCGUCCCUUCAAACCGAGGUUGACUUCUGCCGACACCGCACUGAUGGGCUCUGGGACGAGUAUGGCCGAUUCGAGCACCUCAAAGGAGUGAACGGCCGUAUCAAGAGGGCAUCCGUUCAGCGCAGAAGCAACGGCGUCACCGGACGUGGAGCACAUCGUCGUGCUGUUGUCCACGGUGCUUCCAACUAUGAUGGUGGAUAUGGAGGAGGAGGAGGUGGUAGCUUCGGUGGAUACGACUCAGCUGUUAGCGGUGGUGGAGCACAGACAUGCUGCUCUUGCGGAGUUGGAGCCGCUGGACCACCAGGAGCACCUGGACCCGAUGGAAACCCUGGCCAAGAUGGAGCCCCUGGAAUGGACGGAGCACCCGGAAACGAUGCUGCUGCUGAUGCUGUCCCAUCACCUGGCGACUUCUGCUUCGACUGCCCACCUGCACCUGCCGGACCACCUGGUCGACCAGGACCCCCUGGACCACCCGGAAACCCAGGAGCACCCGGACAAGACGGAAGCGCUGCUGUUCCCGGCCCACCAGGACCUCCAGGACCAAUGGGACCCCCUGGAAACGACGGCCAACCUGGAGCACCUGGACAACCUGGAGCACCCGGACAAGUCACCGAAGUUCCCGGCAUUCCUGGACCUGCUGGACCACCUGGACCAAUGGGACCACCCGGACCACCUGGACAGCCUGGAACCCCAGGCAGUGCAUUGCCUGGACCUCCAGGACCUCCAGGAGACGCAGGAAUGGAUGGAGCACCAGGACAGCCAGGUGCGCCCGGACAACCAGGAUCACCCGGAGCAGCUGGUUCUGGAGGCAGUUGCGACCAUUGCCCACCACCGCGUACCGCUCCCGGAUAUUAA
Molecule: messenger RNA, 1002 nt
Organism: Ostertagia ostertagi
Lineage: Eukaryota; Metazoa; Nematoda; Chromadorea; Rhabditida; Trichostrongylidae
Source: the annotation of a GenBank genome assembly